Stylonychia lemnae is the source of this 2550-nucleotide messenger RNA. Lineage: Eukaryota; Ciliophora; Spirotrichea; Sporadotrichida; Oxytrichidae. The record is from the annotation of a GenBank genome assembly.
AUGGAACAUCUUAACAUUUGCUUUAAAGAAGCGGAAUACAAACUGUUUAGGGAGAAGGAAUAGAAAGAAUCUAUGAGAAAUUACCAUUAUCUCAGUUUCAUCACAGUUGGGUUUCUUGUUAUUAUUGCCAUUAUAAAGAGAGAAUUCGUUCUUUUUACCUGGAUAAGAUUGGGAAUGACAACAUUCUCGGUGCUCUCCUCAUUCUUCCUUGCAAAAUAUAGACCUCGACAAGCAAGUUUCUAUGAAAUGAUUCUAAAUCAACCAAUGUUCGUCAUUGUCUCUUUUAUGAGGUGCCUAAGUGUAUCAACAACUACACUUUAUUACCACCCAAUUGUGGCAUUUCAAUAGUUAUAUAAUUUUCUAGUAUUGCAAAACUCUACUCUUGGAUGGUUUCCGAAAACAGUCUCCUAUGCAUGCAAUUAGAUUUUAUACUUUUCCUUAUUUUACUGGAAAUACGGAAAUGAUGGUUCAAUGAUGUAAAUGCCAGCUUUUGCUAUGCUCAUUGUAUCAUUUGUGGGGAUUUCACUUAGAAGAAAUGAAGAACUAAUGAGAAUUGAUCUUGCCACUAGGACCUAAGAGACUUUCCUUAGAGAAAAAAUCUAAAAGAUUCUGCUCCUAAUAUAAGAUGGGGUCUUAAUCAUAAAUUAGAUGCAAGAUGACAAAGAAAUAGUAUAUGAAAAUGAUACUUUAAAAAAGAUAAGAAAAAUGAUAAAGACAAAGUUUUCUUCCUAUUAAUUACGUAAUGGAUCUUAAGCUGUAUCUUAGGAAAAUUAAUUGUAUGAUUCUGAUCGCUGUUUAAGAAGUGAUGAUAGUUACUAAUAACAAGAAAUUCUGCUAGAUUCUUUAUUCGAGAAUCUUCAAUUCAGAUAUGAAUUUAGUAAUAACAAAGAGAAGAUAAUGACUUUUCCUGAAUGGAUAAAGAAGAUUAGAUCUAAUAAAAGCUUUGAAAAUUAAACUUUCUUCUUCAAACUAGAGCCUAUAGGAUUUUCUAUCUAGAUUUAUAUCAACUACCUAGAAAAAGAGGGUUAAAUUCUUAUUGUCUUUAAGGAAUUAUCAGCUUUCAAGAAACUUUAGAAAACUAAAAAUAGAGAAAAAUUCACAAAUAUUUUCAUCAAUUCAACUGCUCACAAUGUUUACACUCCUUUAAAUGGACUUAUUGGUAUUACUUAAUUGAUAGAAAUGGAAAUGAAUAAAAUGCCAACAGUAGUUAGCUCUAUAAGAAUCAUGAAAACUUGCAUCUAUAAUCUUUUCUACACAACUUAAAAUAUUAUAGAGCAUUCCCGAAUCCGAUUGAAAAAAUUCAUUCCAGAAAUUUAAGAAGUCCGAAUUUUCGAUAUUAUAAGCAAACAAAUAGAAAUAUUUAAGAAUGAUGCAUUUUAAAAGGACAUUGAAUUAAUAAAAACUAUAAACUGCGAAGAAGUGAUCUGUGUUGAUGAAGCACGGUUAAAUCUAAUCAUUUUCAAUAUCCUCAGCAACUCAAUUAAGUUUACUGAAAGUGGGCAUAUUGAAGUAAUUGCAGACAUCAUUUCUUCAGAAGAACUUUAAGAAAGGAUUGAGGCUAAUUAACUUGCAGUAAAGGUAGAAGACAUUCACAAAAUCUAUAUGAAAGGAAAUACUUAGUAUCUCUAUUUGAGUGUAAUUGAUACAGGAGUAGGGAUGAAUGUUUCAAAGCAUGAUGAGCUUUUCAAUCUUUUUUAAAAAUUUAGAGUUUCUGAGGACAAUAUAAACCAACAAGGAUUAGGGCUAGGAUUAUCAGUAUCAAACUUGAUAUGCCAGCAAUUAAAUGGAAAUAUUUUCUUGGAGUGGACUAGAAAAUCUAAAGGCUCUAAAUUCUCAUUUUACAUCCCUGUACAAGUUAUCUCUGAUGAAUUUUUGAAUGCAAUUGAAAUCGAUAACUACUUGGAUGGAGAUGAUACAACUAAGUAUAAUUCUACAGAAAAUUAUACUAUUCUAAAUCAAAAACUUGAUAGAAAUAAAUUGAUUCAAAAAGAAUUAGAGUCAGCAACCAAGAAUCUUCAAUUUAAUGUGACUAUAACUUCAGUACCAUCAAAUGAAAUAUGUCAUGUACAAUAUUCUUAUGAAGAUAUUUAUGAGGAGUUAAUAAUCACGGCAAAAUCAGAUGAAAAGUCGUUAACUAUUCCAACUUCUAAGAUUUUAGUGGUUGACGAUACUGUGUUUAAUGUAGAAAUUAUAAGUAUGCUCUUGCAGUAACUAUUUGCAAUUACAAUUGAUUCUGCUUAUAGUGGCUAAUAAGCUAUUCAAAGGAUUAUAGAAAGAAUAGAAAAUAUCAAUUAAAAUCCAAGUCAACAAAUGUACUCACUUAUUUUGAUGGAUAUAAAUAUGUCUGGUAUGGAUGGAGUUUAAGCUACUAAGAUUAUUAGAAAUAGAUUCGGAAAGUAUAUCAGCAAUCAUUGUAGAAUAUAUGCUUAUACUGCAAUCCCUUAAAGCUAAUUUGGUGAUUACUCAUAAAAGGGAUUUGAUGGCUUUUUGCCAAAGCCUCUAAAUCAUUAAAUUCUAUAGAAGGUACUAAUAGACUUAAAAAUAAUUUGA